Messenger RNA from Sorghum bicolor (sorghum), 677 nucleotides. RefSeq lists its product as uncharacterized. The record is from RefSeq and is a predicted model, not a curated record. NCBI's taxonomy places the organism in Eukaryota, Viridiplantae, Streptophyta, Magnoliopsida, Poales, Poaceae. The coding region runs from base 81 to 359 and encodes 92 amino acids. The transcript has a single exon.
UAUCCAGCACACAAUUCUCACACACAUUCACCAGAUCACAACCGCUUCGAAGCACAGGCACAAAACACCAAGCAUCACCAAUGGCUCACUACCAGGAGGUGGACUACUGCUCGGAGGAGGUGAAGUCGGUGGCCGCCGGCGGCCCUGCCGGCUUUGGUCGCCAUCAUGGCGGCCACGGCGGCGUCCAGCAGCACGUCGUCAAGGAGAAGUUCGAGGAGGUCGACAGCGUCUCACGCGCCGGCGGCGGCCGCCACGGCCACUUCGAGGCCCGCGAGUCCAAGUUCGAGGAGGACGUCAACACCCGCACCGGCGAGUUCCACGAGCGCAAGGAGAACUUCGUCGUCAAGGCCGACAACUGACCAGCUUCUUCGCGCGGGCUCGAUCGACGCACGUAUCAUGAUCUGAACGACCUGGACUGGACCCUGAGGCACGUACGUAUAUGUGUAUGUACGUACACGUACGUACGUACGUGUCUUCUCCAUAUACGUAUGUAUGACGACUGUAUAUGUGUGUACUCACUUCGCGAGCGUGCGUGCAUGUACUCUGUACGCAUGCAGCCCUGUACGAACGACGUAAAAAUAAGCUCGUGAUCUGAAUAAAGCAGGUUCUCCGUGCUGUAAAAAGCUGUGUUGCGCCAACAUGACAUGGAGUGAUGAACAUGCGAUUUGUGAUGUGGA